Lathyrus sativus (Indian pea) is the source of this 876-nucleotide messenger RNA. The record is from the annotation of a GenBank genome assembly. Lineage: Eukaryota; Viridiplantae; Streptophyta; Magnoliopsida; Fabales; Fabaceae.
AUGUUACGUUCAUCUUCACUUCACAAAGUUUCUCUUUUCAUGGCAUCCGAAAAACCUCAACGUCUUCACCAAACAGUUGCAGGAACAAACUUUCAGAACACACCAAAGAGGGCAAAAACCAUGGCCACUGCCACUGCAACUGCAACAGAGUCUCCUAUGAAGGAACCUUUUACCAAAUAUGUUGAAUAUCUUAAUAACCUUAAUGAUAAACGGGAAAGAGUAGUGAAAGCAAGCCGUGAUAUAACAAUGAAUAGCAAAAAGGUCAUAUUUCAAGUGCACAGGAUGAGUAAAUACAAUAAAGUGGAAGUACUUGAGAAAGCAGAAAAGGAUUUAGCAGCUGUGACAAACCAGUAUGUGUCUCGACUAGUCAAAGAACUGCAGGGAACUGAUUUUUGGAAGCUAAGACGAGCCUACUCGCCUGGGAUACAGGAGUAUGUGGAAGCAGCUACAUUCUGCAGUUUCUGUAAAAACGGAGCUCUUUUGAAGCUUGAUGAGAUGAAUGACACGUUGUUACCACUCAGUGAUCCUUCUCUCCAGCCUCUGCAGAUAAACAUCCUUGACUAUCUGUUAGGGCUUGCAGAUUUGACCGGAGAGCUCAUGCGGUUGGCCAUUGGUAGGAUUUCAGACGGCGAACUUGAAUUUGCUGAGAAAAUAUGCAGUUUUGCACGCGAUAUAUAUAGGGAGCUUACACUUGUCGUGCCACAUAUGGAUGAUAAUUAUGAUAUGAAAACAAAGAUGGAUGUCAUGCUUCAAAGUGUUACGAAAAUAGAGAACGCUUGCUAUAGUGUUCACGUGAGGGGGUCAGAGUAUAUUCCACUUUUGGGAUCAAAUGAUUCAAGUUCAUUCUUAGUAGGAGUUCAAGAUAUUGAACUAUGA